AUGCUGUGCGAAGUAUGCCAGGAUGCAUUUGUCGAGCUAUCACAGGUGGGCGAGGACCCGAUAUCCAGGACCACAUCCGGGGAAUCAUUGACCAGGGUCUUCUCGUCCCCGUUCUACAAAGCUACUCAUCAUAGUCUUCCAAGGUUGAAACAGUCGGCAUCUACUGGAUGUCAGUUGUGCUACUUACUGUGGACGGCUGCUCCGCUGGAAAUCCAUCAAUUCUUGGAUGAGUAUCUACAAAAUGAGCGUCCUGCUCACUGGCUGCCGGGCUACUUGACUCUCAAUCGGGCGAUUUUUGACCAGGAUCACAAAGCCAGAAAGCUGAUGAUGGAGUACAAGUAUCAAACGAUCGUUGUGGACAAUGAUGACUACGUACAGCCGUUUAAAAAGCAUUUCAGAUUGCUGCCGUGCACGGAAACAGUGCUCAAUGGAGAAGUCUCGAAUAUUGCCUCAACUACUUGGUCAGAGGAGAGCUGGAAAACAAUCAAAGGUUGGAUCUCCGAUUGUUUCUCGAAACACGGCCAGUGCACACCGAUAUCAGAACUGCAUCAACGCAGACUUCCCAGGAGGCUGAUUGAGAUCUGUGAAGGAGACCGUAUUCGCAUUCAGACACUCGAAAGAGCAAGCAAUCAUGAAAUUGAGUAUCUAGCUCUCAGCCAUUGUUGGGGUUCUGGCCCGAAAAUGAAACUCAUAGCUGCCACGGAGUCAGUGUUACGCGAAGGAGUAGAUAUCUCUACACUGUGCAAAACUUUCCAAGACGCCAUUUCGGUAACGAAGAAGUUUUGGGACGAAUUCGGCAUCCGUUAUCUCUGGAUCGACUCACUGUGCAUCCUUCAAGACUCUGUGGACGACUGGCGCAACGAGUCUGCCAUCAUGGGAGACAUCUACCAGAACGCAUUUUGUACCUUGGCGGCUACAGCCGCAGAAGAUGGCAGUCGAGGUCUCUUUUCCAAUCGGGAUCCCAAAAGAGUAGUGCCGUGUGUGAUUACCGUUGUGCCUAUGAACAACCCUAAAAACUUCCUUCGAUGCAUGGACACGGACGACUGGGUCAAGAAUGUGAAUCUUGCACCCCUAAACUCCCGGUCAUGGGUAUUACAAGAACGUCUGCUCUCGCCAAGGGUGCUGCACUUUGCAGAGGAUCAGCUCUACUGGGAGUGCUCGGGCCAGGAGGCCAGUGAAGCAUUCUCUGGCGGACUACCAGAUGAGCCAGGAGAACAAUUCAAACAGCUUCUGCCGUUCUCGGGAACCAUCAAUCUUGAGAACCCCGAAUACAAAAGCCGGGGACCAUAUGUCGUCUGGGACCAAGUGAUGAAAGCAUACUCUGCGGGCAACUUGAGCAGGCAAUCGGACCGCCUGGUUGCGCUCUCCGGGAUUGCUCGUAAACUACAGCGUCAUGUCAUUCCGCAUGACACAUACCUUGCAGGGCUAUGGAAAGCGGAUAUCCUGUUCCAAUUGCUGUGGGACGUGGAAGAGCGGGGACAACGUCCCCACAAAUGGGAAGGGUACAUCGCGCCGACGUGGUCUUGGGCAUCUCGAGCCGCCACGGUGCCUUGCGAAAAGGAGACUUGGGCAUUGGCAGCGCCAGUGGUGGAGGUCACGAGCACAGUCGUGACCUCAGUCGACAACGAUAGAAUGGGCCAGAUAAAUGGUGGCUACAUACGGUUAUCUGGCUCCAUGCAGCGUGGAAAUCUGUCCAGGGUGCAUCAGCCCGGUUCAUCGAUCCCCGGAAUUGCCUUGAAACUAGGUGAGAAGACAAUUUACUCAGCGAUAUGUCGGCUUGACGAUGGCAUCAGUGGCACGACUCUUUUGCCCCAUGUUAUCUACUGCUUGCCCGUACUUCGUGGAACCAGAAAUCGUGUUCCGAGGUAUAAAGGCCUCAUACUCGUGCCCACGGGUCGGGAAACGGAGUUUCGAAGGUACGGCACCUUUACUGCAGACUCUCCGCGCGAGGAUUUCUCGACAUCGUGCCAGCCAUUUAUCUUUGAAACUGGGAAGUUGAAUGCUUCGGACCAGUACAACAUUGUUAUUGUCUGA
This is a messenger RNA of Exophiala bonariae, 2034 nucleotides long. RefSeq lists its product as uncharacterized. The transcript has a single exon. The record is from RefSeq and is a predicted model, not a curated record. The coding region runs from base 1 to 2034 and encodes 677 amino acids. Lineage: Eukaryota; Fungi; Ascomycota; Eurotiomycetes; Chaetothyriales; Herpotrichiellaceae.